AUGUGGCGUCCGCUCAAGAUGGUCACCGUCGCGCUCUGCGCUCAGGUCUCCGCCAGCCAGGUCCUGAUCCAGGUAAAGAAGGGGACCAUUCCAAGCCAUAACUUCAAACCAGGAGGGUUCGACUCCACACUACAGGAAAACACGAAGGCCGACGGUUCCACAGAACCUGAGCACGCUAUCUCCCUCGUCGAGAACGGGCAGCAUUCCACGGUUGCUACCGAUCGAGGCGGUCUUCAAACCCAUCGGCAGCUAGACUUGGUGUUUUGCAUCCUAGUCGUAGUUAUUUUCGUCGCCACUGCCCCGCGCGCGUAUAGGAGGGUCUUGCAGGAUGGCACCGAGGAAAUGGUGAUCGCCGUUGACAUGACCAUCACCGACCCCGUCAACGGAGCGAUCACAUACCCAGUAGAGUUCAGUGUUGCUGGUGACGGUCUGGGCACGGCGGAAAUCCCUCUCACGCUCAGCUCUCAGAUCAACGACGAUGACACCGGUCUUUGCGACGAGUGCACACUGAGCUUCGUCGCCGGCGAUUGUCUGUCCGGUCCAUGCGAUACCUACGACAAGGAUACCACGAACGACAACAUGGAGAUCGUUUCCUCGACUGAUCUCGCCUUCGAGGGGCUGCAGAUGCAUGGCGAGGCCGGAGGGAUGCUGGGUGACACGUCCAAAUUCGCCUUGGACAACAACGGCGUGCCCAUCACCAGUGGCAUGGGCGCCCUGCACGGACCGGUGAAGAACUACCGUGUGUCUGGACCCCUCGGGGUCGACUUUGAACAGCUGCGCAAGUAG
Ectocarpus siliculosus is the source of this 786-nucleotide messenger RNA. Lineage: Eukaryota; Phaeophyceae; Ectocarpales; Ectocarpaceae. The record is from the annotation of a GenBank genome assembly.